Oreochromis niloticus (Nile tilapia) is the source of this 1067-nucleotide messenger RNA. Its product is annotated as heme transporter hrg1-B. Gene Ontology annotation, cellular component: lysosomal membrane; plasma membrane. Bases 254 to 688 code for a protein of 144 amino acids. Gene Ontology annotation, molecular function: heme transmembrane transporter activity; heme binding. The record is from RefSeq and is a predicted model, not a curated record. Gene Ontology annotation, biological process: heme transport. Lineage: Eukaryota; Metazoa; Chordata; Actinopteri; Cichliformes; Cichlidae. The transcript has 3 exons.
GUUUCACAAUAUCCACAUUAACCAUUAGCCAGCAGAGCACAAGCGUUUUUUAGUCACACUGUGUCCUCGUGGACCUUUUUUUUUGUCAGGUUGACCGGAUGUAGAUAUUUUAAAAUUACCAGCUCUUACCUCCUGCUGCUGCAGCUGUCGCUCUCACAGACACUCGGCUCUCCUCCAGCCCAGCCCGCGCCUGCUUCUCCCUCCACAGCCUGUUAUUUUAUUAUUUUUUAUUAUUAAAUUUAAAUUUGCAAUCAUGGGUAUCAAUAAGACGUACAUGAGGAUCGCUUAUGCUUCGUUUGGUACGAUCGUGGGCUUUUCAGCCUUUCUGGUGUGGAACUUCGUGUACAAUCAGCCUUGGACUGGAGCCAUGGGAGGACUGUCAGGUGUGUUGGCACUCUGGACCCUGAUCACUCACAUCAUGUACCUCCAGGACUACUGGCGAACCUGGCUGAAAGGCCUCAGGUUUUUCAUGUUCAUUGGGAUUUUCUUCUCUCUGCUGGCACUCGCAACCUUUGUUGUUUUCCUGGCCAUUGGCGUCCUAUACAAAGACACCUUCACUGACCCUCAGAGUUUCUUCCUGUCCUGUGUGUGGAGCGUCAUGACCCUGAAAUGGUCCUUCAUGCUCACCCACGCUGCUCAACAAUACCGCAUUGAGUUUGAGGACAUCGGUAUCCUCAGUGACUUCUGAGGGAACGUCCUGCAUCUUAUAGAAGAUGCACAGACUUUGCUCUCACAGUGUGGAGCUGAUGAAGGAGGAAAACAUAAACCAGCAGUGCUUUUUUUCUUUUCUUUAUGCAGAGCAUCAUGACCUUGAACAGGGUCCCCACCUCACCACGUACUGGUGCAUUUUUAAUUCUGAGCAGGACACUGACUUCUAAACUUUUCUGAUAAAUCCAGCCCCGUUUUAUACGAACCCAGAUAGAUUUUAUUUUCUUACUUUUUCGUUCACCCCUGAAUCUACACAGUGUCCUCUUGGUAAAACAUUUCUAGAAUAUGAUCAAAUUUUUAACCACAUUGCAGUAAAAGAACUUGUUGCAAAUUUACAGACUCUUCUGUGGAAACAUUCA